Molecule: messenger RNA, 1060 nt
Organism: Elaeis guineensis (African oil palm)
Lineage: Eukaryota; Viridiplantae; Streptophyta; Magnoliopsida; Arecales; Arecaceae
Product: protein ZW2-like
Biological process (GO): DNA-templated transcription
Molecular function (GO): sequence-specific DNA binding
Source: RefSeq, a predicted model, not a curated record
CCAUAAUAGAGGCCAUACUUGUCCAAGUGCUCCUCCCCUACGUACGUACGUACACUACCUUUCUACUAUAUACGAUGGCCGAGCAGGAGAUCUUUGCCCACUUUUUCGAAUGCUGGCUUGGUCAGCUCGACCGGGACCUCCAAGCCCUCCUCGCAGCCGACGUGCCCUCCCUCGACCCACAGCACCAACCCCACAGCGACGCCAACAACAACGAGCACCAUCUCCGGUCUCUAGUAGACAUGGUCAAGGGCCACUACGAGUACUACUACCGCGCUAAGUUGGCGUCGGCACGGCGCGACGUGUUAGCCAUCUUCUCCCCGGCCUGGGCCACUUCCACCGAGAAGCUCUUCCUCUGGGCCGGCGGCUGGCGGCCCGGUGCCGCCUUCCAAAUCCUCUACUCCGAGUCCGGCCGCCGGGUGGAGCCCUGGCUCGUCCAGGGUGUGCUCCGGGACGAUGACCUGGCCGGGCUCUCGGCCCUCCAGCUCGAGCGCGUGGACCAGCUCCAGAGGAGGACCCUAGAGACCGAAAGAAUGAUAUCGGAGGAGGAGGCCGAGGCGCAGGAGUUGGUCGCGUGGCCGCAGAUGAUGGAGAUCUCGCAUGAGAUCACGGUGAGCGGGCUAGAGGUGGCGGCGAUGGAGGAUGGGUUGGUGGGAGCGAAGGAGGCGAUGAGGCGGGUGCUGGAGAGGGCGGACCAGCUGAGGCUGGAGACGAUCCAAAGCGUGGUGGGGAUUUUGAGUCCGCGGCAGGCGGUGCAGUUUUUAGCCGCCGCCGGAAAGUUGCUCCUCCGGGUGCAUGAGUUCGGCAAGGCCGUUGACGCGGCCGCCGCCGUGAUGCCCGACGGAAUCGAGUCUGAAAGGCGCAGACGGUAGACUGUGUAGUGCUUGGCGGUGGUAGUCAUGUCGUUUCGUCGCCUGAGCAAGCAUUAACAUGUAGUCAGCCUGAACAAUAUUUACAAUACCGGGUUGUUUUUUAUUUACGUUACAUAAGUCCAGGCAUGUAAUCUUUUUACAUAUUUGUUUUCCUUUUUUUUUUUUUCUGUAAUCUCAUAACAAUCCAAAGU